AUGGCAGCCGCCUUUUGGCAGUGGGAGAGACAAAUCUUUCUCAUCUGUGGCUACCUGCGAUACAUCAAGCAUUUGGAGCGGAACGUUUCUGUGAGUGACCGAGAUCGAUCUCUUUGCGGAUUGGCAGUCCAAAUGCUCAAUGCAGAAGGGCCGGCAAAAAUCCGGGAAGAUCUGCGGCACAAGUAUCGGAAAGCAGAGAACUUCAAGCAAGAGUUGGUCAAGGUCCUUGACAUGCUUGUUGAGGGGGGUUUGCUGAUUUGCACGCAAGAUCCAAGAAAAGAAGCGCCCAAGACGAAGCGCAGAAAGCGCAAGCAGGAUGAGGCAGCCGAAGUGGAGGCGCCAAGCGAGCUUCCAGGCCAGCCUGCUUCUUCCAGACAUGCGCUGCAUUUGCGGAAACCCGCUGCAGUGGAUCUUUCUGAAGGAGCCGAGGCAGAGGCUACAUCCCUGCCAGCGUUUGCCGCCAGCUGGGGCCCCGCGUGCUUUGUCACCGACAAGCGAGUGGUUGCAAGCGCCGGCGACCAGCUUGACACAGGUCGGCUUCAAGAGAUGUCAAACACUGCCAAGAAACGGGCUGUGAGGCUCCCAAGGAAACCCAAGGCGUCCGCGGCGCCUCCAGUGAGAAAGGCCAAAAAGGAGCCUUCGUUGCUACUGCCAUCCAGUCGAAAUGAGGAAGCAGCGUCCGCAUCCGUGAAUCCUGUCAAGCCAGCAGCCGCGCCAGCAGAUUUUGAGCAGAAAACGCCAGCAGAACGUCUUCCCCAGCAGCGGCAAGAUAGUCUGGAGAAACUGGCUGGAUGCAUGGCCUGCCGUCGUAGUGCCCCCGUGUUAAUGAGCAUUUUGGAAACCAACCCAUUCAGACAAUCACCCCCCGAAGCUUUGCCAGCCUUGCAAAAUGACAAGCCGUGCCGUGGGAUGACCGCGACCCAUGACGGAAAAACAGUUUUUGUGGUGGACACCUUUCAACAACGAAGUGCAUGGAUGGUUGACAUCGCUCAAGUGCGGCCACGGAACGACGGCGUGCUAACUUUAGGCCGUAUUUUGACUGUCAAGGCAGAUGUCCUGACCCAUGUUCGCUUUGACUUGCUGGUUGCUAGGGUCUCUUCUUCUCAGGUCCUUUUGCAAAAGGCCGAACGCUUGCAAGAAGCCCAGCAAGCGGCCUCGUUUCCAUUCAUUGUGCCGCCUCCUGCCACACUGCCCGGCCACGUGCCGCUCCAUGAUGUCAAGGUGCAACCAGAGGCAGCCAAGUUGCAUGCUGACAAGCACGGACAUGUAACAGCGCCCAUGCGAGAUCGGGAGAUGACUCAAUGGUACCUUGACUUGCCACACUCAGUUGAAUUUAAGCUUUGUCCUUAUCGUUGCCUCACAUGCAAGCAGCAAAGUAGUAGCAGUGCUUUUGGAGGCAGCUACUUCGCAAUCACCGAUACAGAUAUUCGCAAGGCUUUUCCUGGAGUUUGCGUUGUCCAUCGGCCCAAAGAAAAGAAACAUUACUUGAGCCGCCGGUAUUUGUUUGAAGUUCUGGUCCAAUUUUAUUGCAAGCUCAAUUGUCGCGAGGUGCGCAGAAGCCUCAUGGAUGCUUGUUGCACCUCCACGAUCCAGACAAACUUCUUGCACCGAGUCCAUGCAGUGCCGAAGAGCAUAGUGUUGCGUCAUAUCGUGGUCAAAGCUUUCGGCCAGUGUCUUGAUGAUAUUGUCACAUCUUUCCAAGAGAAGAUGUUUCUAUACAAUGCGCAGGGAGUCCGGCAUGAUGGCAAUAUGGGUUUGGCCCGUCGGGUCGUCUUGCCACAUAGUGCUGGUAGGUACCAUGCUUCGUGGCCAGAGCUACGUUUGCAGACUUUCGCACCCACUCCAGGUGAUGCCAAAAAACGAUGUGUAGUCCCCGUUCAGGAGAUGCAGGAAGGGUGCACCGUAGCCGGCGACCCGCAGCACGAUAUCGGGGGAGGGCAGCUGACCGAGAUGACGCGCUCUGCGAUCAUUGCGACAUGA
Molecule: messenger RNA, 1980 nt
Organism: Durusdinium trenchii
Lineage: Eukaryota; Dinophyceae; Suessiales; Symbiodiniaceae
Source: the annotation of a GenBank genome assembly